UGCACAUUUCCAAUGUCACGCGAUCCUUGACAUCCGUACAUUAGUUUGCAUUUUACAAAUUUCCUUUUUGUGUAUUAUGAGAUAGUUAAAAUGCCGCGCUAGUAUUAACCAAUGCAAGAUAACUUAUCAAUCGUCGUUUCGAAAAAUGAGCUCAACAACAAUGUACAGGAGGCGAGCGGGUUAAUGUCUCCGAAAAUAAUGGAAACGAGAUAUUACGAGGGUUGCGGGCGAGAAGGUCCUAUACGGUGCAUAUUCCUCGCAGAAUUCCACCCAGUCGCAGGCCCGAAAAUAUCUUGUCAGUUUCCAGAAGACUAUGUAUCCAAAGAGCUGUUUGAUUCAAUCAACGCAUACAUUAUCCCAAAGCCUCAAAUACAAAAAUGUACUAUGACCAUAAAUGCCUUAGGUCACAAAAUAAUUGGUUAUCCAAUACGAAUAGAUAACUCGAGAUAUGAACGAAACAUGUACAUGUUCAAUCUCUGUUUCGUCUGUGAUAGCUGGUCCAAGACUGUGCAAUACGAACCCGUCGUGAAGAAACUAGGGGAGCAUUUGACAAUAAUGGAAGAGGAAACGCGAUUUGUAUCUAGCGGUUCCACAAAGUUGCCAACACUCCUUGCGCAUUUGCUACAUGACCUGAAUACUUAUAGGAAGGCAACCUUAGUGGAAGGCGACACAGUUAUGCAUUUGAAGGUGCUAGAAGUCCGCAAAGAUCCGAGCACAGUCCACGACUAUGAUGUACCAGCGCUGGUGGCAUCGGUGGGGCUGCCACGGCCUGGGAGGCAACCACGAAUAGCACCACCCGAGGGCACAGAAACCAUACAGAGCCAGGAGCAUUUAGAUGUAGAAGACGAUGAGCCUUUUGAAGUCGAUAUGGAGGCGGAGUGGGAUUUAACUACCAGACAGAUUCUACCGUACAUCAACGGAUACAACCAUGUGUCAAAAAUCGCCUCCGACACGAAUGUGGAGAAAACGCUUGUCAAGUCCUGUAUACAGAACCUAGUUUACUAUGGUGUGGUGACUCUGAUACCGGUGUUAAAGUUCAGUAACAUGUACCGAGCGACGCCGAACCUCACGCGGCUGUUCAAUGACCCCGAGCUGCAGAAGUCGUGUCUGGCGUUCAUCAAGUCCGAGUGUGAGAAAGAAAAGCCCGCACUAUCGGACGUCCUAAACGUGCUAUGCGCGCUGCAGCAAGGCACGACGCUGCGUGACGUUUGCGAGCGCUUCCUCGCGUCACCUACCGACCCCUUCGACGUGCGACGACUGAUUGUGUUCGCGCAGCUGCACGACCUCAUCAAGUGCUUGAAACGAUACCCGGUAUACAUACGGAACCCUAACCGGCUUAACGGGUUCAACAAUCGUCUCGACUCGAUGCUGGGCAUUCGAAGACUGUUCACAGGCAGACACAACACGGACGAGAUCUGCUGUCUCGCUCGCAUCGACCACGGCACGUUAGAUCAGAUCAUAGAGGACGAUCCCAAUGUUGCCAUCAUCUGGAGGUAAAUCUCCCCAAAGUUGGGGAAAAUUUUCCCCUAAAUAUCCGCAAGUUUUUGCUGCUGACUUGCUCUAGUCUAGGUUAGAAUAAUCCUGGGUUAAAUUAUCAUGUUUUCUAGUAACGAAAGAAAUAACUUAUUAUUUCACCCACCGUUUACUUUAACUCAGAUUUGCGCAAGCGAACCUAAGGGCCUGUUUCACCACUUCCUGAUAAGUGCCGGAUAGGCUAUCA
Molecule: messenger RNA, 1720 nt
Organism: Aricia agestis (brown argus)
Lineage: Eukaryota; Metazoa; Arthropoda; Insecta; Lepidoptera; Lycaenidae
Product: GATOR complex protein NPRL2-like
Exons: 9
Coding region: 112-1497 (461 amino acids)
Biological process (GO): negative regulation of TORC1 signaling; cellular response to amino acid starvation; positive regulation of autophagy
Cellular component (GO): GATOR1 complex; vacuolar membrane
Molecular function (GO): GTPase activator activity
Source: RefSeq, a predicted model, not a curated record